AUAUCUAAUGUAUAAUAUAUCUAGCUAGCUACAUAGUAAAAAUAAAAUUGCUCAAAUGACUCUGCCACAGUGUACUUGCUCCUCUUGUCCCAAUAUUGGUCGCUUGCUCUUCUCUCGCUUUGCUUCUCCUUCAUGGUCACACGUCCUAUGCAAAACCCCUGUCCUUUAGCCUAGCUAAAUUACAGAACGGCCUGCAGGCAAAUGGGUCAAAUGCUGUUGCAGGGCAACAAGAAGUAAAUAUUUAUAUUUCGAUUCGAUUUUUAUGUAAAUGGGUGCCUUAUGAACUUUUGAUCGAAUGAUUCUAAAACUGACUGGCGACAGGAAAAGAAAAGGUAACGUAACUCUGGGCUGGCUAUAAUAGCUAACUAGCUGGACAGAUUUCAUGUUUUGGAAUUUUUUUAGUGACAGCUAACAUGUCUUUUUCUAUGAACAAACUUCCACCAAGGUACGCAGUAUCUGACUGGCAUACUUCAAACAAAAUUUUGUGUACAAAUGCAGAACGUUUAAGAGAUUCCACUCACACAAUUCGGCAAGAGGCCAGGCGCUUACGAAACGAAACAGACAACCAUACAAGGUGGACCCAACACGACAGCAAUACAAAGCUUGAAAAACGAAUUGAUGAUAUAAAUGAAUGGCGCAAAGCUUUAGAAAAAUGUUUGAAUGACAUGGAUAAGGAAAUUGAAGACUUGCAGGCAGAGAAAAAAAGGGUUGAAAUUGCCUUAGAUGCCAAAAAACUUCCACUAGAUAUAACUAUUGAGUGUCUAAUGCUGCGAGAGAAUCGGGAAGGAAUUGAUUUAGUAAGAGAUAAUGUUGAGGAGCAAUUGCAUAAAGAAGUUGAAGUUAUUGAAGGAAUAAAAGCUUUGCUCCAACAGAAAGUAACAGAAGCAUUUGAACAGUUAUGUUUGUUACAGGAAGCAAGACACCAACUACAUUGUGAUUUAACUGACAAAUAUUAUGCACUGGGAAUUGAUGAAUAUUGUCAUCAGCUUAACAACCAGUCUUCAGAUAUUGCUUUCCAAACAAAUCCCACACGCACUUUAAAAGGAAGUGUUACCCCUGAAACAUGGAAUGCAUUUUCACAGUAUAAUAAACAUAGAGGUGAAGCAGAAAUGAAGGUUUCUCAACAUUUGAGAGAAGCCAUAUUUGCUACUUUAGAAAAAACAAAAAAUGACCAGGAAGCACAGAGAAAAGCAACAGAGUAUGAAUUUAGAAAAAGGCUACAUGAGACUAGUCAAGCUAAAAACGAGCUUGAGUGGCAACAAAAAAAUACAAAAGAGGAGAUUGCAACAUUGGAACAAGACAUUGUUGCAUUAAAGGAGGCCAUUGAAGCAAAAAUGGCUCCAAUGAAAGUUGCUCAAACUCGCCUGGAGAAACGCACCGAAAGAAGAAACAUAGAAUUGUGCCGUGAUAUUCCCCAGUACCAAUUGUGUUAUGAGGUUGGCGAAAUUGAAGGUUCAAUUCAAGCGUUAAAUGAAAAGUUACAAGUCGCCGAAGCUGGUUUAAGAAAUUUACAUCGCGAUUUAGGUCGAAUUGAAAAUGACUUAGGCGUGAAAACCUUAUCUUUAGGAUUAGAUAACCAGUGCAUGGAUGCACGUGCUAAACUAGUUUCUGGCGAAUUGCAGUUAUUGCGCGCUCCAGAAGCGACAUCAUAUAAAUCUCCUCAGGUUACGCCUACACACGACAAAAGUGAGGUUCACAGUAUACGCGCGUCCCCUGUAACCGACACAGAAAGCAUGUUUUAUCCCGCCACUUUAGAACUCAGCGAUGCUUACGCAGUAAACAAUAAUCAGAUGAUGAAAUCAACAUACAACGUAGAUUAUGAAGAAUUCAAGAGUAAACGGUCUGGUGAUCUACAGAGAACCCUGGGACGGCCAACUGAAAUGAAAGAUCGUACAGUCAUCUUUGCAUAAACUGCAACUUAAAGCGUAAACCAUACAUGUACAUUAUAAUUUUUUGCUAAUUUUAAACUAAAUCUAUUUUUUAAUUGAUUUUGUUUUAUUUUAUUUUUUAUUCUCUAUUUUGAUUAAAAAUAUUUUGUUAGGUAAGUAUUUUUUAUGCAUAUACACUGGGGAAUGAUAAAGUGGAGAAUGUUUUUUUCUCAAAAUUAUAUAAAUACAACAAACAAACAA
Molecule: messenger RNA, 2129 nt
Organism: Hydractinia symbiolongicarpus
Lineage: Eukaryota; Metazoa; Cnidaria; Hydrozoa; Anthoathecata; Hydractiniidae
Product: tektin-2-like
Exons: 3
Coding region: 414-1910 (498 amino acids)
Biological process (GO): cilium assembly; cilium movement involved in cell motility
Cellular component (GO): nucleus; microtubule cytoskeleton
Source: RefSeq, a predicted model, not a curated record